Molecule: messenger RNA, 1424 nt
Organism: Lymnaea stagnalis (great pond snail)
Lineage: Eukaryota; Metazoa; Mollusca; Gastropoda; Lymnaeidae
Source: the annotation of a GenBank genome assembly
GAAAAGAAGUGGGGCGGUAGAAGGUUAAAUAAGCAUGCUUUAAAACCUGAUGACGUUGAGCGGGUUGUUACCUUCCUGCGGAACUUUGCAGAGGACCAUGCCCUGGUUCUACCCCGUCGCAUUCCUGGCUUCAAAAGAAGUGAUGUCAAGAUCCUGCCUUCUUCACAAACUAAAGCAGCUAUUUGGCGACAUUAUAGAAAUUUGGUUGUUGCAAGAGGUAAUAAAUCAAUAUUAACUUUCAAUUAUAUCUAACAAUCACUUUGACACUAAGUAUAAUUUAGAGUGAUUUCAAAUAUUAAAACUUGUAGAAAUUUUGAAAAGAUAACCACAAGAUUUUUUUUUUUAUUUGCAAAAUAAAUCAAAUCAUAUAUUUAUUUUUUCUCUUCUAAAUAUUCUUUUUAAUUUUUUUUUUGCUUUAUGAAUUUUUACAGUAAAAUAGUAAAUCAUAAAGUUAUAUUACAAUAUUUAUUUCAGGUCAGCAAGCUGUUGGAAAGUCCUUUUUUCUUCUUUGGAAGCAGUAUGUACCUUUCAUUGUAGUUGGAAAGCCUAUGACAGAUCUAUGUUGGCAGUGCAAGCAAAACAAUGAAAGAAUUUGACGCUCAGUGAAUAUGGAUGAAGAAGAAAGAAUGGUAGUUUUGGGCAACCAGAUGGCACACUUGCAGACUGUAGAGGAAGAGAGGAGGCUCUACAACGACAUGGUUCAAAAGUCUAAAACAGCUGCAGCUUUGGCUGGCAUUACAGAACUUGGCCGUCAUUUUCCCAACUCAUUGGACGCCACAAUACACUUCAGUUUUGACUACGCACAGCAAGUACAUUUACCCAGCACCCCUUUGCAACCUGGUCCCAUCUAUUUUUUAGUGCCAAGAAAAGUAGGCAUUUUUGGCAUUUGCGCAGAAGCUAUACCCCAACAAAUGAACUACCUUAUUGACGAAGGCAUGACAAGCGGCAAGGGGUCAAACAUGGUCAUCUCUUUGUUGCACUAUUUUCUCGAAAACGGUUUCGGAGAAAAAAGGAUAGAACUUCAAUGCGAUAAUUGUAGUGGUCAGAACAAAAAUAGAUUUGUCCUUUUUUAUUUAGCUUGGAGAACUAUUACAGGUCUCCAUGACCAAGUAUCUGUGAAUUUCAUGCCUGCCGGUCACACUAAAUUUGCUCCGGAUUGGUGUUUUGGUCUGCUGAAACGCAGAUUUAGGAUAUCAGAAGUUCACUGUCUUCAGGAUCUUGUGCGCACGGUCAACACCAGUACCCUGAAAGGGAUCAAUCGUGCACAGUUAGUGGGGACAGAGUCUGGGGAGAUUCUUGUACCAGUUUAUGAUUGGCAGCAAUUUUUUAAUGGCCAUUUUCGACCUCUAAAGGGUAUUAAAAGCAAUCAGCACUUGUGUUUUAGAGCACAGUCACCUGGCAUUGUCUUCUAUAAACAGAAGUAA